Molecule: messenger RNA, 1235 nt
Organism: Lacerta agilis (Sand lizard)
Lineage: Eukaryota; Metazoa; Chordata; Lepidosauria; Squamata; Lacertidae
Gene: TCIM
Product: transcriptional and immune response regulator
Exons: 1
Coding region: 93-380 (95 amino acids)
Biological process (GO): negative regulation of Notch signaling pathway; endothelial cell activation involved in immune response
Cellular component (GO): nucleus; cytosol
Molecular function (GO): Notch binding
Source: RefSeq, a predicted model, not a curated record
CUCUGCAGGAGCUCCAGGGAAAGACUCCAAGGCAAAUCCCGUUGUUGCCUCUGAAAUCGGUGAAAGCAACGAGGAACCGUCAGGUGGGCAGCAUGUCCAGCUCCUUGCGGGUGAGCCCUUCCAUCCAUGGCUGUCGAUUUGACACAGCCUUGCGCAAGAAAGCAAUGGCAGACAUCUUUGAAAGCAUGGAUCAAGAGUCACUGCAGAAGCUCUUCAGGGACUCAGGGGACCGGAAAGCAGAGGAAAGGGCCAAGAUCAUCCUGGCCACCGACCAGGACCUGGGGGAGAAAGCAAGGUCGCUCAUGGCUUUGAAGCAGAGGACAAGAGAGAAACUCUUCCAGUUCCUGAAGUUUGGUAAACACUCCAUCAAAGUCCAUUGAAGCUCCUUUAAAAGAGAGGACGGGAUGAAAGGAACAAAGUUAUUCAGCCAGACUCCUCAAUUUUGAACAAGAGCACCUCCAGCUGCUUUGAAACUGGUGUGGCAAGAGAUACUGGCGACAUCAGUCAGGGGGAUUCACCCCCAUUUUUGCGCACUUCAAAGUUCACAGCAAAAGACUUCCUGGGUUGACUCAAAAUUGCAAACUGGAGUGAGUAAGGGAAUUGGCCCGUGAACAAGAGAGAAAUCCAGCCACAAGUCACAGGGAUGGAGCAGGCGGUGAAACAGUCACAGGAUCAGACUCACCUUUUCCUGGGUAAUGAGAGACUAGAUCAUUUUCCUUCUUAGCUGUCUGUUUGGCAAUCUGUCCUGAGACUUCUUUAUUGAAUGUGCAAAGCCUUCCAUAAGCCUCCCUGCUUUCUCCUGGAACAAAAGGGAUUGGGAAAUGAAUAGUAACUGCCCGUUUGCUUUUGUUGAAAAGACACACCAUCUUAGUGUUUAAAGUAUGUGCAGUUCACAGAGCAAACUUUGUUUCAGGAUGAAUGAAGCAACUCUGUUUGCCUUACUUUUACAAGCAGAAGUGGAUUGUUCAACUAAUUGCACGAAAUGUGUUUUUGUUGUUGUUUUUGUUUAAAUGUAAAGUUUUGUGCUGGACUGAUUGAACAGAAUGAAAGUCUCUUUGGAACACUCUGUUCUUUUUUUUUUCAUCAAUGCCAUUUUUUAAUUUUGCAAAUGUUACACUUUUGGUAAAGAAUUUAACUGACAACCAGCUAUGGUGAUAUUUUAUAAUGAUGCUGUAAGUUAUACUCCCAUUGAUUUAUUGCACAUGCAGAGCAAAUAAAUUAUAAAGUUGGUAUAA